Molecule: messenger RNA, 408 nt
Organism: Vigna angularis (adzuki bean)
Lineage: Eukaryota; Viridiplantae; Streptophyta; Magnoliopsida; Fabales; Fabaceae
Product: NAC domain-containing protein 14-like
Exons: 2
Coding region: 1-408 (135 amino acids)
Biological process (GO): regulation of DNA-templated transcription
Molecular function (GO): DNA binding
Source: RefSeq, a predicted model, not a curated record
AUGGGUUUAGAACAAAUAGAGCAACUCGUGCAGGGUACUGGAAGUCCACUGCAAAAAGAUAGGAAAGUUUCCUGCCAAAGCAGACCCAUUGGCAUGAAGAAGACUUUGGUGUACUAUAGAGGCAGAGCUCCUCAAGGAAUCAGAACUGAUUGGGUAAUGCAUGAGUAUCGCCUUGAUGACAAAGAGUGUGAAGACACCACUGGAUUACAGAACAUGGCACACCGAACUAGCGACCAAAGUCAAACACCUCAGGCUGAUGUGUUUUCUCAAGUUGUCGACCGAAUGUUCAAUGCGAUGGAACGACAACAUGUCGCUGAAGCGCCAAGGAAUCAUUCUGGUUUAAAUGACUUCUUGAGACAUGAUUCCCCGAAAUUCAAUGGAAAGGCCACUCCAGACAAAGCUGAAUAG